CUACAUAUUUUGAAAAUGGGCGGCAAAGGCGGUGGCGGAGGAGGUGCCAAAGGAAGUGGUGGUGGAGGAGGUACUGGAGCUGCUGGCAAAGGUAGUGGUGGUGUUGGUGGUGGCGGCGGCGGCGGCGGUUCCUCAAAGGGUGGUGGCAGUGGUGGCAUGAUGGUUGCUCCGGGCAGUGGAGGAGGAGCCCAUAUCUCAAGGGAUACUUUUGAGAGCAACCCUCAGGGUGGUGGUGGAGGAGGUGGCAAAGGAGGCGGUGGUGGUGGUGGAGCUGCUGGCAAAGGUGGUGGUGGUGGUGGUUCCUCAAAGGGCGGUGGCAUGAUAUAUGGUGUGCAUGAGUUUCCGGCGGAUCUAGCAAGGACGUCGGGAUUUUCAGCCGAAACCGGCUUUGGGUCGUUUGGGGUUGGAGCUAACGAGUUGUACAAUCUACAUAUAUAUAUUUUGAGAAUGGGCGGCAAAGGAGGCGGUGGAGGAGGAGGAGGUGGCAAAGGAGGCGGUGGCGGAGGAGGAGGUGGCAAAGGAGGAGGUGGAGCUGCUGGCAAAGUUGGUGGUGGUGGUGGCGGUGGUUCCUCAAAAGGCGGUGGCAUGAUGGUUGCUCCGGGCAGUGGAGGAGGAUCCCAUAUCCCAAGGGAUACUUUUCAGAGCAACCCCAAGGUCUAUUUUUCUGGCCUGCACGUUGGGAAGAAAGGAGCAAAAUAGAUCGAUGCUACGUUAUUGACUGCUAUCUUUGCUUGUGGAGGUUUCCAGCUGGUAUAUGAAUAAUAUGACUACAGCUAGCUUUAUGGGUUAUAUAUAUGGUGCAAUAAAUAAAUUGAAGUAGUAAUAUUUAAUCCUUCUAA
Messenger RNA from Alnus glutinosa, 839 nucleotides. Its product is annotated as glycine-rich cell wall structural protein 1.8-like. The record is from RefSeq and is a predicted model, not a curated record. The coding region runs from base 16 to 699 and encodes 227 amino acids. Lineage: Eukaryota; Viridiplantae; Streptophyta; Magnoliopsida; Fagales; Betulaceae. The transcript has 4 exons.